CGCCCAGCCAUCAUCUGUCGAGUCAGUCACCCACUCAUUCACUCAUUCAUGCACAUCAAACACACUGUGUAUGCUUCAAAUGGCCGCUGCGUGGCCUGCCCCAUUGCUGACCACUGAGAGUGGAGGGCACCCGCCCUGAUCCUGGUCUUUCAUGGGAGAACCUGCUCAUAGACCAUGGCAACAAAGAGCCUGCCUUCUGAUGUGGCAUCCAUUGUGAACCUUGUGCGGUGGAGCACUAGCAAUCUAAAGAGCUCUGGGAUGUUGAUGAAACCGCAGUGUACACAAGGCUGAGAUCACACAACUGUUUUGUGCAGAUUCAGACGCAUCAUCGACCUGCAGGGAAAAUAUACAAGUAGAUAAGAUGGUCAGCUGAGGUUGGAAGUGAGAACAUGCUUGUCAGAAACCUGAGUGUAGCUAGAUAUAGGCCAGUGCACCAGGGGCCAUCUUGAUUUUCUAGCAUGACAGAAAAUGUUGUGAAACCAUGCAGUUGUAUUAUCCAAACUUCAGCUCACAAAGUCACUGCAAACAAUAUCAUAACAGAACUUGAACCAAACGUUUUUGCCGUAUCCCAAACAGAAGAACAAUGGGACAGUCGUGUAUCAUGUUUCCCAGCUGGGUAGUGGUUACUGCUCAGAGUUCCCAACACCCGUACAAGCCAAUGCAGGAGCGGUUUUGUUAGUUAUCCUCCUCUUUAUCUUCCUCCUCGUCUUUCAAAGAGGAGCCUGUGUUUUCUUCUCCCGCUUCUCCAGUUACCACAACAUGCCAGACUGUUGCCAGGCAACAUUGCAAUAUAUAACAGCCUGCUGCUCCUGUACCUGGCAAACAGUCCCAGCCAUCUCAUCUCAGGUGAACAAAGGACUUUUCUAAGCAACGGAAACAUGCGUGAGUGUAUCUCUAUCCAUGUGGGCCAAGCUGGAGCUCAGAUUGGCAAUGCAUGCUGGGAGCUGUACUGCCUGGAGCACGGCAUCCAGCCAGACGGUCAGAUGCCCAGUGACAAGACCAUCGGAGGUGGCGACGACUCCUUCAACACCUUCUUCAGUGAGACGGGUGCAGGGAAGCACGUCCCCAGGGCGGUGUUUGUGGACCUGGAGCCCACUGUUAUCGACGAGGUCCGUACAGGGACUUACCGCCAGCUCUUCCACCCUGAGCAGCUGAUCACUGGCAAGGAGGAUGCUGCCAACAACUACGCUCGUGGUCACUACACGAUUGGCAAGGAGAUCAUUGACCUGGUUCUUGACAGGAUCCGUAAACUGGCUGACCAGUGCACUGGCCUCCAAGGGUUUCUAAUCUUCCACUCCUUCGGAGGAGGAACCGGAUCUGGCUUCACCUCCCUGCUGAUGGAGCGUCUCUCUGUCGACUAUGGGAAGAAGUCCAAACUUGAAUUUGCCAUUUAUCCGGCACCUCAGGUGUCCACUGCUGUGGUGGAGCCCUACAACUCCAUCCUCACCACCCACACCACCCUGGAGCACUCUGACUGUGCCUUCAUGGUGGACAAUGAGGCCAUCUACGACAUCUGCCGCAGAAACCUGGACAUUGAGCGUCCCACCUACACCAACCUCAACAGGCUGAUCGGCCAGAUCGUGUCCUCCAUCACGGCCUCUCUGAGAUUUGACGGAGCCUUAAAUGUUGACCUGACAGAGUUCCAGACCAACUUGGUGCCCUACCCUCGAAUCCACUUCCCCCUGGCCACCUAUGCCCCCGUGAUCUCAGCAGAGAAGGCCUAUCAUGAGCAGCUGUCGGUGGCCGAAAUUACCAAUGCCUGCUUUGAACCGGCCAAUCAGAUGGUCAAAUGUGACCCACGUCACGGCAAGUACAUGGCUUGUUGCUUGUUAUUCCGUGGCGAUGUGGUGCCCAAAGAUGUAAACUCCGCCAUUGCAACCAUCAAAACCAAGCGCACCAUCCAGUUUGUGGACUGGUGCCCGACUGGGUUCAAGGUGGGCAUCAACUACCAGCCUCCGACUGUGGUUCCAGGAGGAGACCUGGCCAAGGUGCAGAGGGCAGUGUGCAUGCUGAGCAACACCACUGCCAUCGCCGAGGCCUGGGCUCGCCUGGACCACAAGUUCGACCUCAUGUACGCCAAGAGGGCCUUCGUCCACUGGUAUGUUGGUGAGGGAAUGGAGGAGGGGGAGUUCUCUGAGGCCCGUGAGGACAUGGCCGCCCUGGAGAAGGACUAUGAAGAGGUUGGCACCGACAGCAUCGGAGACGAUGGAGAGGAGGAGGGGGAGGAGUAUUAAAAUUUGAAAAAAAAAUCCUUUUAAACCCCAUCACUGGGCUGAUUAAAAAAAAAUAAUUCUGAGAAAAAAUCUUUUGGACAGUUGACAACAAAUGAAUUUAAUCUAAUCUAAUCUAGUCAUUGAGCUACUGUAGCUUCCUGGUUUAUAAAACUGGAAUCAACGGCAUUAAUCGCCUGUUUAACCUCAUCACAAUUGUGUAUUUAAUAAAGCCUUUUUUGAUUGA
Molecule: messenger RNA, 2457 nt
Organism: Synchiropus splendidus (mandarinfish)
Lineage: Eukaryota; Metazoa; Chordata; Actinopteri; Syngnathiformes; Callionymidae
Product: tubulin alpha-1A chain-like
Exons: 4
Coding region: 879-2234 (451 amino acids)
Biological process (GO): microtubule cytoskeleton organization; mitotic cell cycle
Cellular component (GO): cytoplasm; microtubule
Molecular function (GO): GTP binding; structural constituent of cytoskeleton
Source: RefSeq, a predicted model, not a curated record